Messenger RNA from Pleuronectes platessa (European plaice), 2484 nucleotides. RefSeq names its product spermatogenesis associated 5-like 1 (gene afg2b). NCBI's taxonomy places the organism in Eukaryota, Metazoa, Chordata, Actinopteri, Pleuronectiformes, Pleuronectidae. The transcript is spliced from 11 exons. The record is from RefSeq and is a predicted model, not a curated record. Gene Ontology annotation, molecular function: ATP binding; ATP hydrolysis activity. Bases 165 to 2408 code for a protein of 747 amino acids.
CGGCGCUGCGCCAUCUUGUCUGCAGACAGCUCCCCUCUCAGGCUCAGUCCUCCUCUAAACACUCCUGUCAGCUGCUCCGCUGCUUUCAGCUCCUCGAACCUUCACCGCCCUGUGGUCACAUAUCACCUGUUUCACCUGCGUGGCCGGAGGCUGCCGGUGAUUCGAUGACGUCCCUGCGGCUGCUGUCGGUGGAUCCAUCAGACCGCGGCUCUCAGAGAUGCCGGCUGGGUCCAGGCCUGAUGUCGGCCCUGGGCCUGAGUCUGGGCUCCCCCCUGCUGGUGUCUGUCCCGGGGGGGAGCUGCCUGUGCACCGCCUGGCCCCGCUCCGACCUGGCAGAGGGCUUCCUGCAGAUGGACCUGAAGUGUGCGUCUCCCGGUCUGAUCUCUCAUCCUCCCUCACUCCUGCACCUGGACCCCGACCAGCUCUCGCCUGUGACCUGCCCCAAACUGAAAGGUGUGAAGAUAACCGUGGUAGUCCAGACGUUUGACUUUAAGAAACACACUCCUCACAAACUUAUUCAUGAGCUCGUGAAGGACAUGCUGAAAGGUGUGUGUGUCCACGAGAAGCAUGUGAUCAACCUGGAGGACGUUGAUACAGAGAUCAGAUAUGUUGUGAUUGAAAGCCUUCACCCGGACUCGGCCAGUUCUGGAUUAAUCACCUCGAAAACCGGUGUGGAGAUAAUUGGCAUCCAGACAGUCCGCCAUUACAGGAGUCAGCAGCAGGACCAUAACACUGUGUCACUGGGAGGACUGGAGGAGGUGAGUGCUUCCCUGAGAGAGAUGCUGCAGCUGCCUCUGCUUUACCCCGGUACCCUGAACUCACUGGGUGUGUCCUGUCCCAGAGGCGUCCUCCUGGUGGGGCCUUCAGGGGUGGGCAAGACCCUGCUGGUCCACAAGGUGGUGGGGGAGGUGGGGGCCAGCCUGGUGCUGGUCAGAGGGCCAGAGGUGGUGGGCUCCCGGCCGGGUGAGAGCGAGGAGAGGCUGCGGGCUGUGUUCGAUCGAGCCCGAGCUGCAGCCGACGAGGGCCCGUGUGUUCUGUUCCUAGACGAGCUGGACUCUCUGUGUCCGAGGAGAACCGGCUCGUCGGCGCCGGAGAACCGCCUGGUGGCUCAGCUCCUCACUCUGAUGGACGGGAUCAAUCAGUCGGAUCGCUUCCUCAUCGUUGGAGCCACUAACCGGCCGGACAGCUUGGACCCGGCUCUACGCCGGCCUGGAAGAUUCGAUAGAGAAGUUAUCAUCGGAGCUCCCACUUUGCAGCAGAGGAAAGCCAUCCUGUGUGUUCUGUGUGCGAGGAUGCCUCUGUGUCCCGGCGUGGACAUGGCAGAGCUCGCACAGAGAACUUCAGGCUUCGUGGGAGCGGACCUCAGUGCUCUGUGCCGGGAGGCUGCCAUGCACGCUCUAAGAGAGACCUCUAAGGGUUCAGGGGAGCAGCUGGUGCGUAUGAGCCACUUCCAGGAGGCCCUGAGGCUGGUGCGUCCCUCCUGCCUGCGCGGCAGCCUGGGCAGGACGGAGCUCCCUCCGGUGUCUUUGGAGAAGAUAGGAGGCCUGGACGAGGUCAAGCUCAAACUAAGACAGAGUAUUGAGUGGCCGAUGAAGUAUCCGGAGGCCUUUGUGCGUCUGGGUCUCAGUCGGCCCCGUGGCGUGCUGCUCUACGGACCUCCAGGAUGUGCAAAGACCACCCUGGUCAGAGCGGCAGCAAGCUCCUCCCACUGUGCCUUCCUGUCUGUCAGUGGCGCUGACCUCUACUCUCCGUAUGUCGGAGACUCAGAAAAGGCUUUAGCACAGCUGUUUCGACAGGCCCGUGCCUGUGCCCCCUGUAUCCUUUUCCUCGAUGAGAUCGACUCUCUGAUUGGCUCUCGGUCGAACAACCAAUCCAGCGGCGUGCACACACGCCUCCUGUCUGUGUUGCUGAAUGAGAUGGAUGGGGUCGGCCUGAGGUCGCUGGAGAGGAGAGGGACAGAGAAGAUCCUCCAGGCAGAGGGAGCUGAGGAGACCCGCCCUCAGGACCAGUUGGACUGCCAGGAAGUAUGCAACAAAGAGGUGAUGGUCGUAGCCGCCACAAACAGACCCGACUGCUUAGACAGCGCCCUCCUCAGGCCUGGAAGACUGGACCACAUCAUCUACGUCCCACCACCCGACCAGCAGGCUCGACUCGCUGUCCUGAAGGUGUGUAUGCAGUCGAUGCCUGUUGCCGCUGAUGUGUGUCUGGAGGAACUAGCGUCAAAGAGCGAACUUUACUCUGGAGCUGACCUGGAAAACCUGUGUAAAGAGGCUGCUCUGCUGGCGCUUCAAGAAGAGAACAUGGCGGCUUCUGUCAUCAAACACACUCACUUCCUGCAGGCCCUCGGAAAGAUGAGCCCCUCUCUCACUGCACAGCAGAUACACAAAUAUCAAACAAACUUCAGAUGACAAACACUAAUCACCACAACCCUCUGUAGUGAUGACUUGUUAAAACAAUGUGUGAAAUAAAAAUUGUGAAACUCGA